Leucoraja erinaceus (little skate) is the source of this 1954-nucleotide messenger RNA. RefSeq lists its product as uncharacterized. NCBI's taxonomy places the organism in Eukaryota, Metazoa, Chordata, Chondrichthyes, Rajiformes, Rajidae. The record is from RefSeq and is a predicted model, not a curated record. The annotation marks the transcript as partial. The transcript is spliced from 3 exons.
GGGACGGAUGGUUCCGGGUGCAGCGCGGGGACGGAUGGUUCCGGGUGGAGCGCGGGGCCGGAUGGUUCCGGGUGGAGCGCGGGGACGGAUGGUUCCGGGUGGAGCGCGGGGACGGAUGGUUCCGGGUGCAGCGCGGGGACGGAUGGCGGGUGGAGCGCGGGGACGGAUGGUUCCGGGUGCAGCGCGGGGACGGAUGGUUCCGGGUGCAGCGCGGGGACGGAUGGUUCCGGGUGCAGCGCGGGGCCGGAUGGUUCCGGGUGCAGCGCGGGGACGGAUGGUUCCGGGUGGAGCGCGGGGACGAGCACCACAGAUCCUAUAGAUCCUGCAGGAUCUUCGCCCAGCACUGCAGCAACUUUUACAUCAGCCUGUCCCACAGAGUUACUCCAGCUCUGUAUUAUGAGCGGUGCCCUAUCCAAGCAAGCCCGAGACUGCUGCAGUCCUCCGACCAUCGCUUUCCAUGGACAUGUGGAUCAACAAGCAAACCACGUCCUCUCCACUGUACAGUAGGGAGACAAUGAAACUGGAAAAUGAAUAAACACCCAAAACAUCUCUGCUAACAGACAGCAGCAAUGAAAACAAAACUGACUGAAGAAUAUUGCGAAGAACAAUUUAAUUUUUUUCUGAAGUAUAGUCUUCCAACAUCAGGAGCAAUGGAAGCAAUAUGGAAACCAUUGUUUCAUUCUUUUGUAAAAGGAUGCAAAAUACAUUGUUAUUUGUAUUAUUUUGAAGUUAUUAACUUCAGUAAGAGCUACUGGAGCUCAUUUUGACUGGCGUGAUAGACCGUAUUGGGAUGAUAUGUAUGAAGGGAAAUUGUAAAAUAGAACCAUCAUGAUCUGACCCAACGACCGAGCAUAGUUCAGAUCAAUCAUAACUAAGAAAUGUGUUCCUCACUCUGCAGGAACUGGGGCUGAGUAUUUGAGGGUGGUAAUGAAUGUUCUAAAUGUGCAUUAGAAAUAAAAAUGAAAACCAUUUUGAAAUGUAACUAUGAUAUACUGCAAUUUUAACCCCUUAAGCUAUAAAUGAAAGCAAUAUAUUUGCAGAUGUACAAUUUUGUACUUGGAUGAUAUGCAACAUAAAUGUUUGAUCAAACUUUAUCUUUCCAUUUUCCAUAAUCAGUACUUUAUGGGGUCUAUUUCAGCUGUUAAGAAAAGAUCAGAAUAUUAGCAUGUAAAUUCUCUUGGGAACAUUAAAAUAUAAAUUUAAAUUUCUAUUUUAUAGGCACUUGCCUGUGAGCUAAGAAUGUGUAACUUAAUAAGCACCAUCUAGUUUCAUUUUUUUUCUGAAACUGGUAUUCUGAUCUAAACCAUUAAUCUGAUAUAAAAUGAAAUGGUUUGCUGUUCGAGGUUCUGAGUGCUUUGUUCAGGGUUGACCAAGGAAAUGAUCCACACAGCAAUACCGCGAGCCUCGUGGGGGCCCAUGUAGAGUGAGAUGCUGCUAUGAUCAUCUUGGGUUCUUGUUCAUGGAAAAAUGUGGCAUAGGAGGAAGGAGAUGGGAGAUUCACAAAUGUCAAUGAAUAGAAAUGCAAUUGACGUCCUGCUGCUCAGAGCUGAUGCUAUUAUCCAUCUCCCAAGGCCCGCAACCUUGGCGUGAUCUUUGAUUCCACCCUCUCCCUUGAGCCUCACAUCCGCCAUGCCAUUAAAACCUCCUUCUUCCAUCUCCGCAACCGCCAAACUCAGACCCUCUCUCACACCUCCCGCUCCUGAAAGACUCAUCCCAUGCCUUCAUCUCCUCCCGACUGGACUACUGCAACUCACUUCUCCUUGUCAUCAGCUCCACCUACAUCAACCGAUUCCAACUGGUCCAGAACGCAGCCGCCCGACUCAUCACCCACACCAAAUCCUGGCAUCACAUCACUCCAGUCCUCAAACAACUUCACUGGCUUCCCAUCUCCCAACGGAUCAACUACAAAAUCCUGAUCCUCACCUAGAAAGCCCUCCACCAUCUGCCCCCCCCC